This is a messenger RNA of Hydra vulgaris (swiftwater hydra), 3462 nucleotides long. RefSeq lists its product as uncharacterized. NCBI's taxonomy places the organism in Eukaryota, Metazoa, Cnidaria, Hydrozoa, Anthoathecata, Hydridae. The record is from RefSeq and is a predicted model, not a curated record.
UUAAGUUGGCAAUCAAAAAAUAAUUUUUUUACCUGAUAACCACCUUAAGCAAUAAACCACUAAGUUCUAUUACGAAAAAAGAAUAGUGACAGAAUCUGGGGAUAUAGAGAAAAUAGGAAAAACCCACAAACAUAAAGAGAGCUGCUUCAAUAAAAAAACAGCGGUGGAGCUCAUCAAAUACCUAAAAGAUAAUACUAACCCGAAAUUUACCUAUUCCAGAACACAGAACAACAAAAUUUGUUUUAAAGUACGAGCUGAGACUUCAUAAUAUAAUAAUCGAGAAAGGAAGCGAAAGGAGGGCAGCAAAGCUUUUGAUAAGGGUACAAAAGUCCACAAACACAACACGGACAUAUUACUUUUAACAAAAAUGUUAACCGACAUAGCUUACCUGUAUUAUUUAUUUCAAGAAUAUACUUUAGUUUUAAGGAACCUUGUUUGGUUUGUCUCAUUACUUUAUAUCAUUUAAUAGGCACCCUUAUUCUUUACUUUUUAUAUUAUGUAAAGACUGGUAAUCCACACAGAAUGUACUUUAUUUAGAUUUUUUCUGAUUUUAUUAUAGAUGUGUUGAAAAUUAUUUGUUGUUAUGUUAUGCAUUAUUUAUACUUUCUGAUGCGGUGAGCGUACAUAUUUUUAUAUGCUUGUUAGGACUAGAAUGUAUAUUGUAUACCCAUCAGUGUUUUACUGAAUUAGGGUGUACAUUACCAUUUUGGUUGAAGCUAGGUGAGUAUAGCUGUAUGAGGAUAUAUAUGCAUGUUUGAAACUCCCCUUAAUACUAUAUACUUUUUUAUAUAUUUUUCUAUACCAUCUAGCCUAGCAUCUACACAACAGACCUUACCGUGCCGAAAAUUCUUAUAUUGCGAGUGAUGUGAAUCGACAACCAUGCAUACUUACACACAAAAAACUUUUCCUACCUCAAGCAACAACAAGAGUCAAAAGUGAAUGCAGAAAACUUAUUACGAUAUCAAUUAAUGAAACAAAAAGAAACAUGCGAGAUAAGUCAAUCACGAAUCUUUGAAAAAAACAUCUAGAAGAUAACGAAUUGGAACUAAUGGAAAGAGGGUUGAAAUGGAAUGUAAAACCACUACUAACCGACUUUUAAUCUUUUUGAAACAAAUUAGGAAGUUGAAAAGAAAAUCUACUGUAAAAUGUUUUUUUCAGAAAAGAAAAUUAGGCAGAAACAAUAUCAUUAAUGAACAAAAUAAUAACAAUAAUAAGUCUAAUAACCAAUUCAUAAGACCCAAUCCAAGUUGGAUGCCACUAGUCGACAAAAACACAAAACUGAGGAGAUUCUUCUCCAUAAUUUAAAGCCAAACUUAAAGAAUAACGAAGGAUAACAAACACAAAGACACUACGAACAUAAAACCGGGAGAGUUUUUAGUACUAAAAAAACUCAAGAGAGAUUGGAAUAUUAUCAUUAAGAAAACGAAUAAAGGUGGAAGUAUUUGUGUCCUUGAAUACGAAGGCGAGUUACUCAAUAUGUUAGAAAAUAAAGACACUUACGAAGAAUUAAAUCACAACCAUGCUCCCCUUAAUUGAGGCUAGGACCCUGCUCUUCUAUGGUCUUUCCAAAUUGCAUAAAUUGGAUACACCGUUAAGACCAAUAGUUUCUGGAUGCGAUGGCCCCACCAAUAAAAUCUCUGAAUAUGUAGUAAAACACCUACUGCCAAUGUCUAAAUCUCUACCGUCAUACUUGAAGGACUCAACAGAGCUUUUAAAGAUUUUAUGUGGUAUCCCGUUACCAGAAAUGAAUAACAUGUUAAUUACAGCCGAUGUAGUCACUAUGUAUAAAAAUAUUCCCCAUGACGACGGGAUAAAUGCAGUGAGGAACUUCAAUAUUAAUAAUUGGAACUCAAUCAUAUGUCCAGAUAAUCUGUCACCUAUAUUACCCAUUGAUCAUUUUUGCAGACUAUUGAAGUUAAUUUUAGACAACAGCUCUUUCAUGUUUUGGACCUUUCAUGUUUGGACCUUUGGAUCUUCCACCAGAAAUUCGGAACUUCUAUGGAUAUUAGGAUGCCCCCCCCCAUACGCUAAUAUCUUUUUGGGGGAACUAGGGGCCAAUGCUAUAAACAUAAAAAACGAAGUUUUUCCCGUAAAACACGAAGUUUUUCCCGGAAAAAACAAAGAAAAAAAAAGUCCAUUGCUAUAAACAUUUAAAAGUUUGCGUUUUUAAGAUAAAAACUUCGCUAUAUAAUCCAAUGUUAUAAACGAACAAGGGAAUCGCUUUUUCAGAUAAAAAAUGCGUUUUUUCGAAAAAAAACUUCAGAUAGAUUUUUGAUCUCAAUAUUAGAUAUUUCUUCGUGAUUUUUAGCGCCAUUCUUAUAACAACGCUUUCGAUAGUAAUUUUGGUUAACCACAUUUUUCACAAUGUUUGACUGAAGAAAUGUAUAAAUAGUCGACAAAUAAUCUAUAUAAUGCACAAAUACACAACAAGAUAAAAUGCUGUCUAAAGAACUUAAAAUGUUACUAGCAAUGAAGAUCAGAGAUAACAAAGAGGUUCUUCUUGGGAAACUUAGUCCAUGUGUUACUAUGAGGCAUAGAAAUGGAAUUUGGGAAGAAAUACUGUCAAGUUUAAAUUGUCUAGGGGCUAAAAUUGAAGAUAUUAACCAGCUACGUAGUAGAGAGUGGGAUUAUUUACGACGAGCCACAAUACAAAAAUUUGCUAAAAGUCUAAAAACAGGUGCUGCAGGAAGACAACUUACAGAGUUAGAUAAUGUUGUUUUAGACAUUGUUGACAGGAAGUCUAUAAAUGUAUCUGGAAUUGAUGUUCCAGAUUUUAAUAUCUCUUUUUGUACAAAAGAUGAUGCUUUGUCAUCUACUACCAACCAACUUUCCAGUUCCACAGCCAUCUUUUCCCCAUCAAGUAAAGAAGUAAACUUUACUUUGAAACAAUCUUCUGAUACAGCUUCUUUGUCUGAUACACGAUUUGAUCGUAUGUCCUCCUCCUCCCCUCAUUUAGACAAUACCACUCUUGUUGGUGAUAGUCGUCCAAUGCUUCAAGAUUCAACUCAAAAUAAACCAUCAAUAGCGACAUUAAAAAAUUUAAAAAGAAAACAAGCUCGAGAAAGUCUCUUGGUAGAUGGAAAUUUCAAAAAAUUGAAAGUUAGUGUUUUAGGGUUAGAAAAAGAAAGAUUAGAAAAGGAACAAGAAUUAAGAAUUAAACUUUUGAAAUUGGACGUUGCUCACAGACAACAGCAAAUUCGAAAAGAAAAAGCUUUAACAAUAUAUUACACAACAGCAACAAAGCUAAUGAAUGACAAAUUGCAACCUUUAAACCAGCAACAUUUUAAAAAUAUAGAAACGGAGGAAAUUCUAGAGCAUUAAGGGAAGAGCUAUAUCGUAAUUUUAUGUUAAUUUUCGAAAGAUAUUGUAUAACUAUAUUUAAACAUUUACUUUGAAGGUAUUUAACUGUAGAUUUUUUUAAAGAAAAUAAAAAAAUAACUCCAACAAUUGUUAUUGUAUUUA